Messenger RNA from Gigantopelta aegis, 2171 nucleotides. RefSeq lists its product as uncharacterized. The transcript has 9 exons. Bases 93 to 989 code for a protein of 298 amino acids. The record is from RefSeq and is a predicted model, not a curated record. NCBI's taxonomy places the organism in Eukaryota, Metazoa, Mollusca, Gastropoda, Neomphalida, Peltospiridae.
CUGCUUGAGGCUAUUUUCAACUUUCAUAGGUUUACCUUCAAAAAUAAUUUUCUACACAUGAUGACGAACAGGAUGCAUUGAUAACAUUAGCAAUGUAUGAAAGUGCAAGAGAGGAUGGUGUUCCAUUUUCAUUUGAAUCCAUGGAAAAGCAUGGAAACAGCCCUGAAACAGCUGAAUCAGAUGAUUUAGACAGAACCACUCACAAACGUAAACUUGAUGACUUUCCCCCUGCCCCUGCCCCAUCUUGUAUGCUUAUGAAAGAUGGAUUUGUUCACCCAACUACACCCGAUAUUCCGAAGACAUCAAUGCAGUACAGUCUUCCUUCUUUUCAAAUUGGCAUAGGAGAUUUGGACUUCGGCUCAGCUAAAGCAAUUCGUGAAGAAGGCAAAGAGAAUGACAACUGCCAAGAUGUAGAUGACGGCGAGAGUCCACAUGAUCGAAACUUCAACACAUCCAAUAAGAAUCAAAAUAAAAGUUCAGACCACAGCAUUCAGCUCUGUGACUUUGCUACCAUUGGAAAAUCUGGACAGACUGUUUAUUUGGCAGAGCAAAAUAUCAAACAUGGGAACUAUGUCAAUGACAACAGUACUGCACAAUCUGAUUAUGUUCAUCUUCAAGGAUAUUCAAAAGACCAGAGUGCAAAAACUUCUGAAUGUUCAGCCCAUAAAGACUUUACAUUUUCAAAAGAAGAUGAAAGUGAAAAACGUAGUACUUCAGAACCAGAAGACAAAGGAAGAAAACAGCAUAGUGAACCAGGGCCAUUGACAACUAUGGAAGACCUAUUUAAAGAAUUAUCUCAAGAAGCUAAAAUGGUUACCAUGCAGUUUUCAUCAGAUUUUGUUCAAAGUGAAAAUUAUGAAACGUUUUGCAUGACACGCUUGGAUCAGCUGAUUUCCCAUGCUCAGGACCUGGAGCAAGCCUAUAUCAAACAAAAGGAAGUACUUAGACAGAGACUCAGAGUUAUAUCUCACACUCUUCAGAAUAUGUAGGCAUAUUCACAAACAGAAAUUUACACUUUGGAUUUUCAAGUAAAUUAUUUAUUGUUAGCAGUGUACAUGUAGUAUGAAUAUCCCAUUCAGUUAAAAUAAUUAUUAAUAUAAUAUAAAAAGUUCAAAAAAUAAAAUAAAAAUUGACGUUUCAUCUGUAUAUUAAGACUUCAAGAGUAUGAUGGAAGAGUAUGAUGUUCACUAAAGAAAUAUUGUACAUGCACAACAGUUACUAACUAAAUUUAGCAUGGUAUUUCAUUUAUGAUUAUAUAAUAGGAUUGGCACAGACCUUUUAAGAGUUAUCGAAUUUCAGCUUAGGGCUUGAAUUUGACAAAUACUGAUUUUAUGCUUUAAAAGUUUUCGAGUUUGCAAAAAUUUCCUUGAAUUAAAAAAAAAGAUACUGGGUGCACUUUUUGUUGAGUUUUUAUAAAUUUGGAAACUAUAACCAUGUGACAGUUUUUGAAAACAUUGGAAUAUGUGCAUUCACAUUAAUUAAUGGACAUGUGGGUUCACUUCUUGUUGGGUCUUAGGAAAAAAAAAAAAAAUUAAACAUUCUAUGUUCCCUUAUAAUCGUUGAACAUUUGAUAUAUUUGUACCCCAAUAGAUUUUAAAAAAGGAUAAAUUUUAAAAUUGAUAUUCCCCAGUAAUUAAAGUUGGAAUAUUUUACAUUUGUCCUGUACAACAACUAGCUCAAAAAACAAAUACAGCUAUCACUAUUCCCUAAUAGCUGAAAACUUAAAAUAUUAAAUCAUAUCUUUCCUUAAUGACUGAAAAUUUAAAACAGUUUGACUUGAAUACAUAUAUGAAUCAUGAGCUAAAAAUUAUUUUAUUUCUCAUUUAUAUUUCCUUAUAAAAAAAUGUAAAAAAUUCUUUUACAUUUGCUUGGUCCAGUAGUUGAAGCAUAGAAUGUGUUACCUAGCAUGUGCUCUAAAAAUAAAUGUUAGUCUUAUAUUCAUAAUGUAGUUAAAAACAUGUCGGCUUUGAAAACCCAACCUCAAAACAUGUCACGUCUUUGUGCCCCAAUAGCUAUUCUUUGUUUACUUCAGUUGUAAUAAAAAUAUGGAUUUGAGAUUACUAGUAUCUAAAGUGCUCCUUUAUUAAUAUAAAAAAAUUUCCGGUUGCUUUUUUGUUUAUAUUUUACAUUGUUAAAAACAUAUUUUGCAUUAAAGACAUUAAAAAUAAAAA